CAUGUCAUUUGACGUUUGGGAUUGGGACUUUUUUGUUUACGUUUUAUACCACGUGUAGAAUAAAGUUAAUAAGUUAAUUAUUAAAGUAUAAAAUGGCUAAGGUAAAGGUAAAGAAGAAUAAAAAUAUAGUUAAACAAGUCAAAGAAACGCCAAAAGAUGAAAAUGUACUUGUACUGCCACCUGUGCGUAUGUCCAAUGACCCAACACCAAAGCAGGUUAAAUGGAUAAACAGACAGCGAGUGUUAGUGUUCGCUGCCCGCGGUAUCAACCAUCGUCAUCGGCAUUUAAUGGAAGAUUUAAAAAAGUUAAUGCCUCAUCAUAAAAGUGAAUCUAAAAUGGAGCGAAGUAAAAACUUGUAUGUAGUCAAUGAAAUCAGUGAGAUGAAGAAUUGUAAUAAAUGCAUUCUCUUCGAAGGCAGGAAGAUGAGAGAUUUAUAUAUGUGGCUAGCCAAUGUUCCAAAUGGACCUAGUGCUAAAUUUCUUGUUGAAAAUAUUUACACAAUGGGCGAACUCAAGAUGACUGGCAAUUGCCUCAGAGGAUCCAGACCUCUUUUAUCUUUUGAUCCUCAGUUUACAAAAGAUGCUCAUUAUAGUCUUCUAAAGGAACUUCUCGUGCAGAUAUUUGGAGUUCCUAAACACCAUCCUAAAAGUCAACCGUUCUUUGACCAUGUUUACACUUUCAUGAUUUUGGACAACAGGAUUUGGUUUAGAAAUUACCAAAUAUUAUCAGAGGAUGGAGCACUUGCAGAAAUAGGACCAAGAUUUGUUUUGAAUCCUGUUAAAAUAUUUUCUGGAUCAUUUGGUGGAGUUACACUAUGGGAGAAUCCAAAGUAUGUCACCCCGGCAAAACUCAGACAGGCAUAUUCUAAGAAAGCUGGAAACAAGUACGAGACAAGGAUUGAAAAGAAAGUGAUGAAUGAAGCUACUAGACCAGAAACUGGUUACCCUGAUAUAGAGGGAGCAGAUUUCUUUAAGGGUGACCCCUUGAAAAAAGCUGAAAAUGUGCUUAUGGAAGAAGAAAUAAAAGAAGAGCCCGAAUCCAUGGAUGAAGACGCCGAGAAUGUUAAACCCAAACCAGUUUUCAGUAUGAAAAAGUCCAAAAGCAAACCAGACAUGGCUAUCAGGCGUAAACAACUUAAAGCCAAAAGCAAAGCUAUUUCCGAUCAAAUAAAGAAAAGAAAACAAUUCAAAAGGAAGAAGCCUGUGAAAUAGGAUUAUUUUUAAUAAAUAAAACAUUCAUGUCCACA
This is a messenger RNA of Bicyclus anynana (squinting bush brown), 1246 nucleotides long. RefSeq names its product ribosome biogenesis protein BRX1 homolog. The record is from RefSeq and is a predicted model, not a curated record. Gene Ontology annotation, molecular function: rRNA binding. Bases 93 to 1211 code for a protein of 372 amino acids. Gene Ontology annotation, cellular component: nucleolus. NCBI's taxonomy places the organism in Eukaryota, Metazoa, Arthropoda, Insecta, Lepidoptera, Nymphalidae. The transcript has 5 exons. Gene Ontology annotation, biological process: ribosomal large subunit assembly; rRNA processing.